AUGCGCAGCUCCUCGAUUGCCGUGCCGGCUUUGCUGGCCAGCGCAGCUGAUCUCGCUGUCGCGCAAUUCCCCAACUCGACGAUCCCCGGCAACAGCUCUGAGCCUUGUGCUGCCGUGAGCGCUGCUUGGGCUUCGCAGCACGCGCGUGCUCCGACAGUUGUCCCGACUGUACCGGCUCAGUUGGCCUACGACUGCCUCAACUCCGUCCCUCUCGGAAAGGAGGCAGCCAUUGAGCUUGUGGACUCUCUGUUCCCAUACCUCGAGUGGCAGAGUGACGCUGCUUACAAGGCAGAUCCCCCACCAGAGUACGACUUCCCGGCCUACGACCUCUUCGCAGCCGCCUCGAGCAUCAGACAGAACCUGGUCGACGAUGUUUACACCAGCGAAUACGCCUUCCAGUCUGCUCUCUACGAGGAAGUGUUCGGUCCCGGUCACGACGGCCACUUCGUGUACUACCCCGACUUGCUCACGGCGGUGUUUGAGUGGACCCGUCAGCGGGGCUUGGUCUCCAUUAGCGAGGAUGGCUCAUCUCUGCCAGUGAUCAAGAUCUACGAGGAGGUCAUCUCUACGCCCGAGACUGCGUCCGCAGUCAAGCUCAUCAACGGCAUCGAGGCUUCCAAGUUUCUCGAGGACACCGUCAACAAGGCCAACUGGAACCGUGAUGCUAACUCCGCCUACAACUCCAUGUUCUUUGAGAAGUCUGGACAAGCCACCGGAAUUGGCAACGGCUACUUCAGCUCUGGCGGUCGUGUCAGAUACAUCUACCAAGGCGCCAACACGACUCUCACUUUUGAGAACGGCACCGAGGUCACCUUCGAGAACCAUGCACGGGUUAAGAAGGAUCUCACCGGCAUUGUAGACGGCCCCUCCUUCUACGCUAAGUUCUGCAACCCUCUCAGCCCGGCCUCCGGCACCCCGUCCGGCACCUCCCCUUCCAAUGCCUCCACCCCUAUCCUUCCAGGCUACCCUGAACCCGUCGUCACCACCAGCGACGGCGUUGUGUCCGGCUACUACCUCGAGGGCGAAGGUUUCGAGGACGUUGCCGUCAUUGUCCUGACCGCCUUCGAGAACGAGAGCCCUGCCGAGUUCCAAAAGGUUGCCCAGGAUUUCUACACCGCCGCCCUCUCCGCCGGCAAGACCAAGCUUGUCAUCGACUUCCAGCAGAACGGCGGCGGCUACAUCCUCCAGGGCUAUGAUUUCUUCCGCCAGCUGUUCCCCGAGACAGACCAAGAUGGCUUCUCCCGCUGGAAGGAGAGCGACGGCUUCGUUGCUGCGGCCCAGAUUGUCUCCGACAUUGUGGCUGAUGUGGACAUCUACACCAGCGAUGAUGAGAACCUGAUUUCCCUGGCUGAGAGCUGGUUCAACUGGCGCUACGACUACAACCUCACCAACCAGCCCUUCACCUCCUACGAGGACAAGUUCGCGCCCCAGGUCUUCCAGAACACCUCUUACACGGACCUCAUGCGCUGGAACCUCAACGAUCCGCUGACUACCACCAACGCCACCUUCGGUCUUGGUAUCGAGAUACACGGGUACGGCAACCUCACCGGCCUUCCCCAGCCCUUCGCCGCUGAGAACAUUAUCAUCCUCUACGACGGUGUCUGCGCUUCUACCUGCACUCUGGCCUCCGAGUUCCUCCGCCUCCACGGCGGCGUCAAGUCCGUCGCUUUCGGCGGUCUCCCGGUUGAGGGGCCCAUUGAGGGUGUCGGCGGCAUCAAGGGCUCUCAGGUCCUCGACUGGAGCAACAUCUACGGCUACACCGAGUUCCUCCUUCCCUACGCCUCCACCGACGAGCAAAAGGCCGCUUUUGCUCGCUACACCGACCUGCCCUUGAACCGCAGUCUCGCUGCUGCCGUUAACGUCCGCGACCAGAUUCUGAGGGACAACGUGGACGAUGGUAUCCCUGCGCAGUACAUCCGCGAGGAGGCUGACUGCCGUCUUUACUGGACUCUGCCCAUGGUCACGGACGUCACCGAGAUCUGGAAGGCUACUGCAAACGCUGCGUUCAACGGUGGAAAGUGUGCUUACGGAGGUAUUGCUAAGCGCGAUGUAUCCGCUAAGGCCGCUGUCAAGCGCAGCGAGUACUUGGCUGCUUCGAGCCUCAAAGAGAGGGCUGCUCCUGUCCGCCGUGCUGAAUCGGUCACCAACGACCGUUUCUGGCAGGACAAGUACGUGUUGAAGGCUAUCAACUGA
Colletotrichum abscissum is the source of this 2193-nucleotide messenger RNA. RefSeq lists its product as uncharacterized. The record is from RefSeq and is a predicted model, not a curated record. NCBI's taxonomy places the organism in Eukaryota, Fungi, Ascomycota, Sordariomycetes, Glomerellales, Glomerellaceae. The transcript is spliced from 5 exons. Bases 1 to 2193 code for a protein of 730 amino acids.